AGGUUUCGUCCGGGAGCUAGAGCCCAGGCGCAGCCCCAGCCCCAGCCCCAACCCCAGCCCCAGCCCCAGCCCGAGCCGCGCCGCCCGGCCGCUCUGCCGGCCCCGCCGCUCUGCCCCGUUCCCCCAGCCACAGUCGGCUCGUCUCGCGGCCCCGCGCCCGCCCCCGCGGUCCCUCUGCUCAAUGAAAUUGGCCGCGAUGAUCAAGAAGAUGUGCCAGAGCGACUCGGAGCUGAGUAUCCCGGCCAAGAACUGCUACCGCAUGGUGGUCCUCGGCUCGUCCAAGGUGGGCAAGACGGCCAUCGUGUCGCGCUUCCUCACGGGCCGCUUCGAGGACGCCUACACGCCCACCAUCGAGGACUUCCACCGCAAGUUCUACUGCAUCCGCGGCGAGAUCUACCAGCUCGACAUCCUCGACACGUCCGGCAACCACCCCUUCCCCGCCAUGCGGCGCCUCUCCAUCCUCACUGGUGAGCCGGGGCGGCCGGGCAGCGGGCGGGGGAGGGAGCGCGCCGCCGCAAUGACAAACGUCCUGCUCUCUCCGGCUCUGCAAAGCUGCCGGGCGGGUUCAGCAGGCACGCACCCCUCCCUCAUGUGCCCUUCUGGCCCCAGCUAG
Physeter macrocephalus (sperm whale) is the source of this 613-nucleotide messenger RNA. It is a transcript of the gene RASD1, whose product is annotated as ras related dexamethasone induced 1. The transcript is spliced from 2 exons. The coding region runs from base 182 to 613 and encodes 143 amino acids. Gene Ontology annotation, biological process: signal transduction. Lineage: Eukaryota; Metazoa; Chordata; Mammalia; Artiodactyla; Physeteridae. The record is from RefSeq and is a predicted model, not a curated record. Gene Ontology annotation, molecular function: G-protein beta-subunit binding; GTPase activity; GTP binding. Gene Ontology annotation, cellular component: cytoplasm.